This is a messenger RNA of Hypomesus transpacificus, 2792 nucleotides long. RefSeq names its product isthmin 2a (gene ism2a). The transcript has 6 exons. Bases 557 to 1942 code for a protein of 461 amino acids. Lineage: Eukaryota; Metazoa; Chordata; Actinopteri; Osmeriformes; Osmeridae. The record is from RefSeq and is a predicted model, not a curated record.
ACGGUGACAGGACAGCGUGUCAAAUCGGUGGACUAAAGGAGACGAGGUUUAGAUUUUAGCACAUGCAAAGGAGAUUGUCUACAAGGAAGUGAAGCAGUCACGCAGAUUGCAUUGGAAAGUGAAACAACCACUGUCCAGAGAACUAUUGGAAACACAGGCUAUAGAGGCGACACCACAUUUGGAAAUGAAUCGUGUUGCUGCACCGAGAUGUGGAGUCAAAAACUAAAUUUCAUACAGAUAUCGCAUAUGCGCAUCAGUGAGAACCCUAAUGUUAACCUUUCUUACCACCGCGUAAUUGUAGACAUUUGAAGUUGGAUAUAAAAUCAGUACCGUGGAAAGCAAGAGCGGCCAAUAGGCGCACCAUAAUACACCGAAAAUUGGAAUUUAAGAGUUUUGGAUCAUUAUUAGCUGCAUAUGCUUUUUUGCCAAUUAUCCGUUUUGGACAUCCUACUAUGGCUAUGUUGUGCAUCUUCUGAAACAGCCUUUAGUUGUAUUUGAAAGCGUUGCAUCAAAUAAAUCCAAAAAGUUAUUGCAGGUUUCAUCAACUUUCAUCAAGAUGACAAGGCGAGUUUUCCUUCUGUGCGUAUUCAUACAGACUGCAUACCUGGUGCCUGUCCAGGGAUUCCCGGCCAAGAAUCAGCAAAAUUCCAAAGAGAUGAGCAGCGCAUUGGUGGAGGCAGUACCUGAGGACAGCUUAGGCGAUUCCCUCCUGACCCUGGAGGACCUCCAGCAGGAGAACCAGCUACAGACCCUCCCUCCCACCCUGUUGACUCACAACUCCAGACAUCAAUGGUCCCAACGUCGCGGAGAGGGGAUUUUACCCAAACCAGAACCAGAAGAGGACCCACAACCCUUCAUAUUGGACCUUAGGAAAUUCCCAGACCUGGCCAAUGCAGAGAUAGCCCCCCAGAAUCCUAAUAUACAGGUCACCAUCGAGGUUGUGAAUGAUCCCCAGACAGAGGUGGAGAUGGAUUUGGCCAAGGAGGGACGGAAUGACUGGUCCCUUUCCGAGGAGGAGUGGCUCGGUCACAAGAAGUUGUUCUGGCCGCUGUUCUGGGAGUACCCUGACCAGGCAGGGAGCGGGCCGGGCCAGGCCAGCCUGGAAGAUCCCACCGAGGACUAUAACUACGACACAGAGGAUCCAGUGCUGAGUGGGGUCGGGGGAGGAUGGGGAAAUCGCUGGAACAACGGAUGGGAUUCCUCCAAGGAGAACUACGAGUACGAGGAGGAGGAGUGGAGCGUCUGGUCACCUUGUAGCGUUACAUGUGGCCAUGGCAGCCAGAAACGCAUUCGUUCCUGUGGUUAUGCCUGCACAGCGACCGAGUCCCGGACAUGUGACUUGGAGCGGUGUCCAGAUGACCUUGAUGCAGUGACUGAAUUGAUGCCGAUACAGACAACUAACGACACUGACUCACUGGAUACAAACGUCGACAGCUGUGAAAAGUGGCUAAGCUGCAAGAACGACUUCCUCCAGAAGUACCUUCACCAGGUUCUGACAGAGCUCCCCAGCUGCCCGUGCAGCUACCCCUCUGAGGCCGUCUACAGCGCCGUCAACAUCCCCGACCAAAAGCAGCGCAAGACGUAUCGGUGGCGCGAUGCCAGCGGGCCCAAAGAACGCCUGGACAUCUACAAGCCGUCUGCCCGCUUCUGCAUCCGCUCCAUGCUGUCCUACGAGAGCACCACGCUGGCCGCGCAGCACUGUUGCUACGACGACCACAUGAAGCUGAUCACGCGAGGCAAAGGGGCCGGGGCGCCGAAUCUGAUCAGCACCGAGUUCUCGCCCGAGCUGCAUUACAAGGUGGACGUGCUCCCCUGGAUCCUGUGCAAGGGGGACUGGAGUCGCUUCCAUUCAGUGCGGCCCCCUAACAACGCGUUGGCUUGCUGGGACAACCCCCCUGAAGAGGUGUUCCAAGCCGAGCUGGAGGAAGCGAAGGAGUACUAAGGAGACCCCUCACCCCCCCCCCCCCCACUAUCCAGCUAAGGGAGGGUAGUGGGAAGGGAGGAUGAGAGGGGAGAGAAGAGCUGGUUGGAACCUGUUAAAGACCGUGGUUGUGGGUGAAUGAAUGAGUGGCUGAAUGUGUUCACUUUCAAAAACUUUGGAUAGAAAUCCUUUGGUUGUAUAAUCUCAUAUACAUAUAUACAGAUAUAAAGUAUAUAGACAGUACAGUAUACACAUCAGCAUGUGCAAACCUGGCAAAUUACAUAAAUGGUUUCCCCAAUGUAUUUAUUUCCCACGGAUUGUGUUUUUCGAAAGACACGCCAAGGGUGCAGCUACUAUAUUGUCUGUUAUUUGCUGACAUGGCAAAUUGAUAUAAUGGAGAGUCUGAACUGACAGUCAAAGGCUAUUUUAGCGCACAGUACCAGCCAGCGCUCAAAAGAACACUGGUGAGUCAACUUUGGACACAUUUUGGCAGAACAAACAUUACAUGAAUUAUUUUAGACUUACUCACCAAUUUCUCUUACCUGUCCUCAAGAGUCAAAUGCACCGAUGCUAUGUGUUCAAGAUAAUGUACUUGGAACUGAGGGGAGGGAUUUGCGGCAUGCGACAAGUGGUUGCAACAGUGCCUCCAAGAUCCUGGAGUGUGGAGCAUGGAGAAUGUGUAUUUAUUAGACUUAUAUGGGGCCUGAAUUGUAUUUGCAGGAAUAAACAAAAAAACACUGAUGCCUCAUGAAAGAAAUUCCUGUCAAGCUGCUAAAAACAGGACAAAUUCAAAUGCAAUGUUGCCUUAUUGUUUCUCUCUCUCUCUCUCUCUCUCUCUCUCUCUCUCUCUCUCUCUCUCUCUCUCUCUCUC